AUGCCUUCCGUUAACGAGAAAUCGAACUUGUCGAAUGGUGCUGGACAUGGUCUUAGCGCGGGAAAAUUGAGCCACGUCCCAGAUGCAAGUGCUGGUGGUGUGGACCGAUUCUCUCAGUCAUCUCUGGCAGACGAGCCAUAUUUUGCACGAGCACGUAUGCAAGAUCGGUCAGAUCACGCCUCUCGACUGAGCAGCCAGCUGCACGCGACGGAUGAGAUUUUGAAAAAAUGA
This is a messenger RNA of Aspergillus clavatus NRRL 1, 231 nucleotides long. RefSeq lists its product as uncharacterized. Lineage: Eukaryota; Fungi; Ascomycota; Eurotiomycetes; Eurotiales; Aspergillaceae. The transcript is spliced from 2 exons. The record is from RefSeq and is a predicted model, not a curated record. The coding region runs from base 1 to 231 and encodes 76 amino acids.